GACAGCUGACGAAGUGAGUUUAGGUUGACGACAUCACCUAUAGAUGCCGUCAUGAGGGAUGAUACAUAAGCACUGAGGGUUGGUGAAGAUACACAACUGAGUCCAGUUUUGGAAGCCCGUAUGGUAUGAUUUGGAGUAAACAAUUAAUCUUGUCUAUAUAUUUGUGUUUUCUUGGUUUUAUUGUACUAACAUCACCCACGAGCCCUAUAAUGGAGAAUAUGAUAGAGGCACCCUCGUCCUUGUCCCCACCCGAUGAGGCAGAAAGAAUCCGGAUCCAUGAAAUCUUGAUGAAUUGUUUUAACAAUGGAAUCCUACCAUCUAAGCUAGCUCCCAGUACUGUAACGGAAGGAGAGGACUGUGUCAAAGUGGUAGUAAACCAUGAUAUUGCACGCUUCCAGGCGGAUUGGUUGAAGGAACAUGCGGUUUCGGUAUUUUUUUACCACGAAACCUCCUCCCUUCCGCCGGGGGUCAAGAGUCGUUUGAUCACAUAUGUGGCCUCGGCCAAGCAGAUUGCCAGUUGGAUGCUCAUGAAGAAAGAGAGUAAAGUUACGUUAGAUAAUGAAACCCAUACAGUGUACUUCAGGCCGUGGAUGUCGGAACACCAACUUUUGAUAUGGAGGGAUUUAAUCAACCGUGAUUUUUUCUGGAUCCGGUGUUUGGACGUUCCAGUGUCCGCCAUGGGCCUAUUAAAAGGCGCUGUAGAGGAUGCUUUUGGUUCAAUAAUUAGAGAUUAUGCACCGUUCAAGUUUCCAGUGACCCCGGAUUUGAGAGACCUCCGCUUUGACCUGGCUCUUCCGGCAAAAGCGCGAUAUAAACAGCGACUCAUCGUGGACCUGUGGGAAUUCGGAUCCAUGGAUAUUCAAGUGGCCUGCAGCGACACACCAUGGUGUGCCGCAUGCAGACGUUAUUUCCAUAAGUCUGAUGAUAACUGUCCGAAGAAGAAAAAAGAGCCUAGGAAAGAUCAGAAAGCGGAUGAGGAGAAGUCAGACAAGGGAAAAGAGGACGGAGGAGGGGAUGGGGAGAAGGGUUUGGAGAAGGAAAAGGGCAAAGAGGGGGAAGAUAAGGGAAGAGAGAAAGAGAAGGAUGACGGAGGGAAAGGUCAGAAAGGAGACGGGAAGGAGGAGAAGGAACAAGAGAAGGCUGCAGCCGAAAAGACAGAUGAGAAGACUCCAGGGCCAGGAGCUGAGAAUGGUCAGGGGGAGAAUGGAGGUGGGAGAGAGAAGGGGAAAGAGAGGGCGAUCAAAGAAAGGGGAAAGGCGGAUCAAAAAUGGGAAAGGGUGAAUGAGAAGAGCAAGGCAAAGGGAACAAGAGGGAAGAAGGGUCGGCAGUCCCCUGACAGCACCCAUAUGCUGCAGGGGGAGGACGGCCUUAGAGCUGACCAAGACUGCAGCUCACCGCGCGGCAUUGAAAAUUUUGAUUACGAGGGAAAGACGGUUUGGAAGGACCUACCGGAGCCCCUGCCGCAAAGUCCCCGACAUUCGAAGGGUUGGGAUGAAGCUUUAAGCGCAGACGUAGGAACGGUCUUUGCAGGUAACCAGUCAACAGACGGGAUCCUGAAAGGUCUGCAAGGGGGCGAUAAAUCAGAACCCAGUGUAGAUCCUAAACAGACUGUUUUUACGAAGCUGUCUGGCCGAAAGGAGGGGUUUGCAAAGCCCCCUCUCAAACCAUUGAUAUUUUCAGGUAAGCAAUGUAUACCGAAAAUGGGGACCGAGGGUACUAAGGGAAACUCUUCCGGAACAGCACUCCAACCUGAAGGGGCCGUAGGUCUGCAGUCCCCUGACAGCUCUUAUGAGCUGCAGAGGGAGGACGGCCUUAGAGCUGACCAAGACUGCAGUUCACCGCGUGGCCUUGAAAACUCCGACUACGAAGAAAAGAUACCGGAGGAAAUUCUUGAUUUCGCGGUGGCAGGCUUAUUCGCGGAAGGGGAUAUACAGUUCGAUCCCCACAAAGAUCAGGAAAAUGUUGUAAUGUGCACACCCAGCAAAAAGGCCAAGUUGGACAAGGACUCAACGUGGCCAACCUUGCAGGAACAGUAUUUGGGGGAACCUGCGGGGGAAGUCGCCCUCACAUCCCUGGACUCGCUGCAGAGUGUUGAAAGACGGAUUGUACGGACCGUGGAACUGGCCGGGAUGGUGGCGGAGGAGCUUGGCAAUCCCAAUGGGCCAAGUGGGCCAAAUGGGCCCAGACCGGAUGCAGUGACGGCGUUGUGCAAGGAGUUUAUGACGGAGAUAAAGGAGACGCAGAAAAUAUUGAGGGAGCAAAUCAAGGGCAUGUGUGAAUACCGGCCGUUCGAGAACUGUGAUUAUCAGUCGCGGAUGGCGGCAGAGAUCAGCUUAGAGAAACUGAAGUUAGUAGCAGAGAAUCUGGAGGGAAUGAACGAAACGGCGGGGCAAUACCAUUCGUUGAAUCGGGACGAUCUGAUUGGAUCGGCGGCAUCAUGAUGGUCGGCGGGGGGGAAUCGGCAGGUGCUGCGGAUCCCCAAUAGCAUUCAUUGCAUCUGGAUGCGUUGGGUGUGGCUGGAUGGAUCAGCAUCGUGAUGGUCGGCGGAUCGGCAGCGAAACAGAUAUUGCCUUUUAUUACUAUGACUUGUUGUUAGAGAAAUAAAAUGAUGUUUUUUUUUCUGUUUUUCCUUGUUUUUCCCCUUUUUUGUGUGUAUUUUCUUUAGUAAAAGGCGAAAGCAUAG
Chara braunii is the source of this 2683-nucleotide messenger RNA. Lineage: Eukaryota; Viridiplantae; Streptophyta; Charophyceae; Charales; Characeae. The record is from the annotation of a GenBank genome assembly.